AUGAGAUUAGGUCUCCUGGACGACUCGCGCCUGGAAGCAGAACGGCAAUUUGUUCCUAUUAAAAAGUCGGGUACAGGAUCUUUCGGCUCGGUGUUUGUCGCUGAUUGGCAGAGUCCCCUACCUCCAUGUACAUUGCUUCCGGCCAUGCAGCAUUCCUAUACGCGUCCUGAAUAUAUGGGCAAGCGAAUUGUUGCUAUUAAGAAAAUGAAACGUUCUUAUAAAACCCUACAAGAUUGCCUUUCUCUCAAUGAACUCCAUGCUUUCAUUACGAUACCCCCCCAUGAAAAUAUUAUCUUGUUGUAUGAUGUGUUUCGAAAGCCAUUGACGCAUGAACUUUUCCUUGUUUUCGAAUGUAUGGAAGGGAAUUUGUAUCAAUUAAUCAAGUCCCGGAAAGGCCGGGCCAUGGCAUCUGGACUUAUCGCUUCUAUUACAAAACAAGCCGUGUCCGGUAUGGCUCACAUCCAUGCCCACGGAUUCCUUCAUCGUGAUAUGAAACCAGAGAACCUAUUGAUUACCACCACAGGCUUGGGUGACUAUCCUAACCCUGGUGCCAAUGCGGGCACUUUGAAACAGGAUGUGCUUGUCCUUGUUAAAAUCGCGGAUUUUGGAUUGGCACGCAAAGUGGAAAAAGAUUCCACAUUGACGACGUAUGUGUCUACACGUUGGUAUCGCGCACCAGAAAUCUUGCUGCGUUCUCGCCAUUAUACGCCGUCGGUGGAUGUUUGGGCUAUGGGUGCAAUUAUCGCCGAAAUGGUCAGACUUCACCCAAUAUUUCCGGGCGCUAAUGCCAUGGACCAGCUGCAAUAUAUCGCCCAUGUGUUUGGUACACCUCCCUAUGACAUGAAUUUCAAUGAUACGGAUGAGAUAUGGAUUAAAUGGCUCGAGCAAAUGAAAAAAUUGGAUCACAGGGCCCAAGCUCGUUCGUUUGAUGUAUUCAAAGCCUUUUUUGCGAAUACGACAUCGUAUGCACUCUUGGACAUGAUUUUCCGCAUGCUGCAUUUUGAUCCGGCGGCUCGUAUCACAGCUAGUGAAUGCCAGCAGCAUCCAUAUUUGGCCCAAGAAGCAUCUUUAUUGGCUCCACAGCACUGCUUAGUGCCCGAACCACGACCUGCGUCUUCGAUUGCCGCUCUCAGUUAUGAUUUUGAUUCACCAGGUGACACGGACAGUACUAGUUCCCCAGCAUGCUCGAAUGAGAUACAAAAUGGAUCGCCGUCCCAGAAUGAGUUGAUUGCCGCACCCGACAUGUUUCAUCGACAUGGCAUUGCUCAUGAAGAUCACCCCAAUUCGUUUUUACCAAAGCUCAAUCUGCUGCACCGUACCCAUGGCAUGCCAUGGCAACGUUCAGGCUCGUCCUUGUUCAGCAGUACAUAUGGGCGUAAAAAGCCGGUUGAUGCGCCGCGCUCUUCGAGCCAUACGAAUGGUACUUUGCCUUCUGGUGAGUGGAAUAAAUCUUCCCAUUCUUUCGGUGAACGCGACUCGGGUUCACUUUCACCAGAGCGCGACGAUGCACGAACACAUUCUAGCUCACAUUUUCUACAAAAAGUGAGGCGAUCUUCUGGCGAAAAGGACGAUGCAAAACAAGCAGAGCGCAAGCGCCGUGAAGACGAAAAGUCGCUCUUGCGCGAACGAUCGCGCGCCGUGAUGCAACACCGAGCAUCGCUCUUGCAUGAGCAGAGCACUAGUGCAGGUACAAAAAGAUGGUCUGAUUAUGGUAUAUAA
Malassezia restricta is the source of this 1719-nucleotide messenger RNA. RefSeq names its product meiosis induction protein kinase IME2/SME1. Gene Ontology annotation, cellular component: cytoplasm; nucleus. Bases 1 to 1719 code for a protein of 572 amino acids. The record is from RefSeq and is a predicted model, not a curated record. Gene Ontology annotation, biological process: intracellular signal transduction; protein phosphorylation. Gene Ontology annotation, molecular function: protein serine/threonine kinase activity; ATP binding. The transcript has a single exon. NCBI's taxonomy places the organism in Eukaryota, Fungi, Basidiomycota, Malasseziomycetes, Malasseziales, Malasseziaceae.